UUCUUCGCCUCCUUCCGCAUUUCUGGGCCCAGCUGCAGACGGAGCGACGGCUCGGGACAAGGGCAAGGCUGUAGAAAUUUGGUGUGCAGGAACAUGUCCCAGUCAGCUGAAAAAGUAAAGUUUUCUGACUCUGCUGGCUAUGUGGGUUUUGCCAAUCUCCCCAACCAAGUCCACCGGAAGUCGGUCAAGAAAGGGUUUGAAUUCACCCUCAUGGUUGUCGGAGAAUCCGGUUUGGGCAAAUCCACUUUAAUUAAUAGUUUGUUCCUGACGGAUUUGUAUCCUGAACGCUACAUCCCUGGAGCUGGAGAAAAGAUCGAAAGGACGGUUCAGAUCGAAGCUUCAACCGUCGAAAUUGAAGAGCGAGGGGUCAAGCUGCGGUUGACGGUCGUGGACACUCCGGGCUAUGGAGAUGCCAUUAACAGCCAAAACUGUUUCAAAACCAUCAUCCAUUAUAUCGACAAUCAGUUUGAAAGAUACCUUCACGAUGAGAGUGGUUUGAAUAGACGCCAUAUUGUAGACAACCGAGUCCAUUGCUGCUUUUAUUUCAUUUCCCCUUUUGGACAUGGACUGAAACCUUUGGAUGUGGAAUUCAUGAAGGCAAUUCAUGGAAAAGUGAAUAUUGUUCCUGUCAUAGCGAAGGCAGAUACUUUAACUUUGAAGGAAAGGGAACGACUGAAGAGAAGGGUGUUAGAUGAAAUAUCUGAGCAUGGCAUCCGGAUUUACCAGCUGCCUGAUGCCGAUUCCGACGAGGACGAAGAGUUCAAAGAACAGACAAGGGUCCUGAAGGCCAGUGUUCCUUUCGCUGUGAUCGGGUCCAACCAGCUGAUCGAAGUGAAGGGGAAAAAGAUCCGAGGUCGCCUCUACCCCUGGGGGGUGGUGGAAGUGGAGAAUCCCGAACACAACGACUUCCUCAAGUUGCGCACGAUGCUGGUGACACACAUGCAAGAUCUCCAAGAAGUAACCCAGGAUUUGCAUUACGAAAACUUCCGGUCGGAGAGAUUAAAAAGGACUGGCAAGCCUGCGGAAGAAGAAGUCAUGGACAAAGAUAGGAUCCUUCAGCAGAAGGAGGCCGAGUUGCGUCGUAUGCAGGAGAUGAUCGCUCAAAUGCAAGCCCAGAUGAGGAUGAAACCUGCAGACGAGUAAGGAGGCAUCCUAAGAGUUUGACACGGGGGACUCGGUGGUCUUAAAGACUCAGGGGUCAUGAACUGAAAUUGAAUUUCAAUGAUGACACUAAUGGAUUUGGAGAGGUUCAUGCUUGGAUGGCGGACCAGGAUAUGAUGCAGUGCAGCUAAAAACCCUUGGAAGUUCACAUUGGAAAAAAUUGAACCCACCUGUCCACGUAUACGUAUAACCAUCGCUUAUAUCUCCUUUCAUGUCUUGCUAUGCAUGAAAUGUAGCAUCAUGAUAUGGAACAAUAUUAUUUUUCUCCCUCCUUUUGCAUCCUUCGAUGUGUCUCUUGCAUUGUUUAAAAUCCCCAACGAACAUGGCACGUUGCAUCUGAUGAGCUUUAGAAGCAGGACUUAAUUCCAUUUUUCUCUUCUGCUCAGGUGGCUCUGGAUACAUUUCUACCCUUUUCUUUCUUUCUCUUUCUUUCUUUCUUUCUUUCUUUCUUUCUUUCUUUCUUUCUUUCUUUCUUCUUUCUUUCUUUCUUUCUUUCUCUCUCUCUCUCUCUCUCUCUCUCUCUCUCUCUCUCUCUCUCUCUCUCUCUCUCUCUCUCUUUUCCUUCCUUCCUUCCUUCCUUCCUUCCUUCCUUCCUUCCUUCCUUCCUUCCUUUCUUCAUUAAGCAAAUUCGCGCAUCUUUACUAUAAACAUGCCCUGUCGGAAUUAUAUUUUAGUUUAAGACUUGCCGAAUUCUUCUGAGCCUUGUGAGUUGUAGAUACAUUUAUUUGCAGCCUAGCUAGGUACAUUUAUAGCAUUCUUCUCUCUGCUUUGUAAAAAAAUGUUUGUAGGUCACAUGGGAUCAAAUUCUUCCUUUCUGGUGCUCCCUUAAAAAAAAAAUACGGUACAGAACAUAUAACUUGCCAAGCAUGUGAAAAACUUGGAGAGUUUCACCCACAAUGCCUUAAAAAUCAUGGGUAGAACGUUACACGCCCAUCUUUUCUAAAAGAAAUUUCUAAAUUUCUUUCUAAAAAAAAUCAGUCAUGGGUUGUUGGUUUUUUUGGGGUUGUCACCGUGUUUUCUAUCCAAUUUAAGCUCUGUUCAGUUGAGAGAACGAUGAUAUAAAUCCUCAAAGGUUUUUAUAGGCAUCAUGACACUAAUUUUCUGGACCGUUUUUGUAAUAAAUGGAAUCAACCUGACAAAAA
This is a messenger RNA of Notechis scutatus (mainland tiger snake), 2303 nucleotides long. RefSeq names its product septin-2. NCBI's taxonomy places the organism in Eukaryota, Metazoa, Chordata, Lepidosauria, Squamata, Elapidae. Gene Ontology annotation, biological process: cell division. Gene Ontology annotation, molecular function: GTP binding. The record is from RefSeq and is a predicted model, not a curated record.